AUGCCGAGGUCUUUUCUUGUGGAUUCGUUGAUUUUAAGGGAGGCCAACGAUAAGGGGAACGAGAACCACCCGCCCUUAUUCCCGUACGCCUUGCACUCGCCGCACCACCCUCACGGGCUGCCGGGCUCCUGCCACUCCAGGAAAGCCGGGCUGCUGUGCUUCUGCCCGCUGUGCAUGUCCGCGUCCCAGCUCCACCCGUCACCGCCGACACUGCCGCUUCUCAAGGCGUCCUUUUCUCCCUUCGGCUCACAGUACUGUCACUCGGCUCUGUCGAGGCAACACUCUUCCAACCUCAGCCACGGACCGGGGAUAUACCAAGCUGCUUACUCGGUCCCAGACCCGCGACAGUUCCACUGCAUCUCCAUCGAAAACAGCAACAGCAAACUUCAGAGCAGUAAGCGCAUGCGCACCGCCUUUACCAGCACACAACUUUUGGAGCUGGAGCGCGAGUUCACCUCCAACAUGUACCUCUCCAGACUGAGGCGCAUCGAGAUCGCCACAUAUCUGAACUUGUCCGAGAAACAGGUGAAAAUCUGGUUCCAGAACCGCAGAGUGAAGCACAAAAAGGAGGGCAAGAGCAGCGGCCAAAGGACUGGAUCACACAACUGCAAAUGCUCGUCCAUGUCAACCGCGAGGUGCUCGGAGGAAGAGGAGGAUGACAUUCCCAUAUCUCCCUCCUCGUCCGAAAAGGAGGACGUGGACCUCUCCGUUUCUCCGUGA
Messenger RNA from Cyclopterus lumpus (lumpfish), 720 nucleotides. RefSeq names its product GS homeobox 1 (gene gsx1). The transcript has 2 exons. The coding region runs from base 1 to 720 and encodes 239 amino acids. Gene Ontology annotation, biological process: regulation of DNA-templated transcription. The record is from RefSeq and is a predicted model, not a curated record. Gene Ontology annotation, cellular component: nucleus. Gene Ontology annotation, molecular function: DNA-binding transcription factor activity, RNA polymerase II-specific; sequence-specific double-stranded DNA binding. Lineage: Eukaryota; Metazoa; Chordata; Actinopteri; Perciformes; Cyclopteridae.